UCCCAUUGGUUCAUUGCCUGAUGGAACGCAGGACAAGACCAGCAUACCAAGCAGUGUUCCAGCGGUUGAAGCUCUUGUCCCCUUUCUUUGACCCUGAAUCUGUUAUGAGUGACUAUGAACUAGCUCUGAUGGGAGCUCUGAGGAUAGAAUUCCCAAACGCGGACUCUGAUGGAUGCCUUUUCCACUUUGUAGUUUCCUCUGUCAAGCAUGCAAAGUAUGAACUUGGGCUGGUUAUCAUGAUAAGGGAAAAUCCUGUCGUCAGAAGGAUUGUGCAGUUAUGCUGUGGAAUACCGCUAGCUCCUCCUCAGAUGAUGCGAGAUGCUCUGCGUGCAAUAGCUGCUGAAGCAAGGCUUACUUUAUUUUAUGAUGAUCUCAUUCCCUACUUUGAUUAUCUAUGGUACACAUGGCUCUCGGGCCCAAGGUAUGAAUCCUUGUCAGUAUGCGGCUCUGUACAUCGUACUAAUAACGCAUGUGAAAGUUUCAACCAUGUCUUGGGAUCCGAACUUGGAGAGCAUCACGUCAAUGUCUACAGAUUCCUUGAGUGCCUUUCAAACAUUGAGGAUACUGCUCAGACUGACAUCUUGACACUGUAUGAAGGCCGCAAUCCUGGCAGACCAAGAAAAACCUCGUCACUGGCUAACGAUGCAAGGAUCCAGCUCUGGACCCGGAACCUUCUUGAUGGCUAUAUAACAAUUCGUGAAUUUAUCCAUUGUGUGUCUCCCACCCUUCAUGGAUUGUUUGAAGAACAAGUUAGAGCUGGGCCCUAGAAAUUUGUAGCAGAUCUCAAUUUCAGAGUACGCCUGUCAAUUUUAAUGUUUCCAUGUUACAGGAAUUCUCUUGAGCUCUGUUGCGUGUCGUAUUUCCUUAUUUCUUAUUGACAUCCAGAUUUAUUGAUUAAUCACCCAGAAUAAGUGAUGUGAAUUGUUUCAUCAUACAUGUUUGUUUGUACAUGUUAAUUUACAUUUCCAAUUUCUAUAUUGUUUCAACGUUGUAUUCUUAGAUCAUCAUUGAAGUAUAACUUCACAGUAUUGUUCUUGGUCUCAUUAAAUAAAAAUGUUUAAGUCUCCUAGGAAAAUAUAUUUUAGUUUUUAAAAGAAAAUCCCCUCUUUCUGAGUCUUGGUUGAUGAAAGAUGCUCAGUUCUAUGCAACAGCAUUGAUGGCCAGUAAGAAUUGUUUUCCUUUCGCAUCUGAGUAUAUGCUAGGGGUCAUGUCUCA
Messenger RNA from Thrips palmi, 1215 nucleotides. RefSeq lists its product as uncharacterized. NCBI's taxonomy places the organism in Eukaryota, Metazoa, Arthropoda, Insecta, Thysanoptera, Thripidae. The transcript is spliced from 4 exons. The record is from RefSeq and is a predicted model, not a curated record. The coding region runs from base 21 to 767 and encodes 248 amino acids.